CCCCCCCCUCCCCCCCCCUCCCAGAAGAGGAGAACCGACAGCCGGUGUGCGCGAGGUAUUUUUGUCCGCUAACCAUGGUGGGAAUUACGGAUAUCGUGUGCCUUCUCGUCCCGCUGGUGAUGAUCGCGGGGUCCACCUUGCCGACCGACGUGAAGAGCGCCAAGGAGGCGGAAAAAACGGGCAAUUUCAUGGAAGACGAGCAGUGGCUGUCCACCAUUUCACAGUACAGCCGCAAGAUCAAGCACUGGAAUCGCUUCAGAGACGAUGAUUAUGUUCGUACCUGGGAUGAAAAUCAAGGCUCUAAUGACAAUGUAGACACCACCAAGGACCCCUGUCAAAAGGUUAAGUGCAGCCGACACAAAGUGUGUAUCGCCCAGGGCUACUCGAGAGCGGUGUGCGUCAACCGCAAGAAACUUGAACACAGACUGAAGCAGCCGGCUCUCAGGUCUCCUGAUGGAAACUGUCAGCCCUGUCCCAUCUCCUCCACCGGGCCUGUGUGCGGAUCAGACGGACACAACUACGCCUCCAAGUGCAAGCUGGAGCAGCAAGCAUGUCUUACUGGGAAGGAUCUUACCCUGAAGUGUUCAGGUCUGUGUCCUUGUCCAACAGCUGCCCCUACAUCCAAGGAGAGUAAACAUGAGAGCUGCACCGGACAGGAUCUGGCUGAUCUCGGGGAGCGUCUGAGGGACUGGUUCCAACUCCUGCAGACCAAUGCCAAGCAGAACAACAAUAGCAAGCCUGGGGCAAGAACCACUGCAGCCGGCACUACAUCAGUGCUGGACAGGAGCCUGGUGGCCAGCUGUAAGGACUCUAUAGGCUGGAUGUUUUCCAAGUUGGACACCAACGGCGACUUGUACCUGGAUCAGGCUGAACUGGCUGCCAUCAACCUGGAUAAGUAUGAGGUCUGCAUUCGUCCCUUCUUCAACUCCUGCGACUCCUACAAGGACGGCAAAGUCUCCACCGCUGAGUGGUGCCUCUGCUUCUGGAGAGAGAAGCCCCCCUGCCUGUCUGAACUCGAGAGGAUCCAAGUCCUAGACGGUGGCAAGAGGAAGUUCGGUCGAUUCAUCCCCAGCUGUGACGAGGACGGCUACUACAGGAAGCAGCAGUGCGAGAGGGGGGAGUGCUGGUGUGUCGAUCAAAAUGGAGGAGAAGUAGCCGGAUCUCGGAUUCGUGGCAAGCCAGAUUGCGAUGAUGAAAUGGCGUAUUCAGGUGAUUUUGGCAGCGGCGUUGGAUGGGAAGACGAGGAAGAGAAAGAAGCUGAGGAAACUGCAGAAGAGGCUGAAGAGGAAGAAGGAGAAGUGGGAGAGGUGGAUGAUGGGGGCUAUAUCUGGUAAAAGCCAAACAUGCAGUCCAACCUUCCUGCAAGAGCGUUUCGAUGGUCCCAAACACAAACACACACAUAUACAGAUCCUACUAAAGAGAUGGAUGUGAUCAAGCUCACAUACUCAGAACAAAAAAAAAAGCUUAUGACAGGCAGGUGGGGUGAGUGGGUUGUACAGGUGUGGAGAGGGAACAUGCAUAUGUCACGGGAGUGUUUAAUGUUAUAGGAUGUUCUUAAACUGGGCAGGGGACGGGGAAAUAUCACUAUCAGGAUAUUAUGGGUCUGGAGUCCAGAAAUUUGUCCCCCAUACUUGUGAAUCUAUGUUCUCUUCUGUUGUAUGUCCUUUGAACCAUCUUUGAGCAGAUUUAGCUGAUACAUAAUGGAGACCUUAAGCAGUUGCAGGUGCUUGCAUUAAAAAAAAAAAAAAAAAGACUGGGUGCAUUUCAAUAGUCUAAAUUUGCUUCUUUCAUCUUUUUAUUUCCACAGAUGAACAACAUUUAGAUAACCAGUUUUGAUUUGAGUCAGAAAACCGGUGAUAAAGAGAGGAAGCCACUUUAGACUAUUGAAAAGCACCCUUUGACUCUCCUGUUUUCAUGUCAUACGCUUCAGCUCAUGUGUGACAGUAGUGCUCUGUCUCAUUCAUGACUUAUUAAAAAAAAGGUUUCUCACGCAUCACUCCUUAGCUUGUAAAUAAUGUGUGUAUCAGAAGACAGAUUGUCACCUAUUAGUCCCGUUAUCAAUGCCUUGAAAGACUAGCAGAAAAUGCUGCUUGGUUGACAAGUGUAUAUCGUAUCAUGAUGUGGAUCAAUUAUUGUGUUUAUUAAAAAAAUUAAAUAAACUGGUCUAUGUGGCCGAGCUGGCCACCGUA
This is a messenger RNA of Labrus mixtus (cuckoo wrasse), 2189 nucleotides long. It is a transcript of the gene spock2, whose product is annotated as SPARC (osteonectin), cwcv and kazal like domains proteoglycan 2. Gene Ontology annotation, molecular function: protein binding; calcium ion binding. The record is from RefSeq and is a predicted model, not a curated record. The transcript is spliced from 10 exons. Lineage: Eukaryota; Metazoa; Chordata; Actinopteri; Labriformes; Labridae. The coding region runs from base 75 to 1334 and encodes 419 amino acids.